Messenger RNA from Adineta ricciae, 408 nucleotides. NCBI's taxonomy places the organism in Eukaryota, Metazoa, Rotifera, Eurotatoria, Adinetida, Adinetidae. The record is from the annotation of a GenBank genome assembly.
AUGGUAACAGCAGCAACAUGCAUAUUGCAAUUUAACGAAUGGGAACAAGAGGCGAAGACCGUCGCGGGAGGAAAUCAAAGCGGAGAAGAAUUGAAUCAACUCAAAUAUCCUCAUGGAAUCUUCAUUGAUACAAACAGGAGUAUUUACAUUGCAGAUGUCAGCUACAAUCGAAUUAUGAAAUGGAUAUAUAAUGCGACAGGAGGAGAAAUCAUUGCUGGUGAGAAUGGAAAAGGAAAUAGAACAGAUCAAUUGCAUUUUCCAACAGAUACGAUUGUCGAUACGCAUAAACAUCGAGUAAUUCAAUGGCGGAAUCAAAAUGAACAAGAAAUUCUCCUUGAAAGCAUUUGGUGUCAAGGGCAAGCUAUGUCAGAGGAUGGGAAACUGGAGAAAAAGGAGAAGGAACAAUAA